AUGUGUGGUGGCACAGCACAGACCACAAAUUCACCAGAAGGAUGGCAGGACUCGGCUGGGUGUGUGAGUGGUGCUGUUUCUGGUCCUGGGAGGAUUUACAAGAAGCUUUUAUGCACAAAGAUUCAAAAGCAUGCCGAGCCAGGAAGGAGUACUGAUCACAUGGACCUCAACAACAGUUGGUCAUGUUCGGAGUUUGACCUGAACGAGAUUCGCCUGAUAGUUUAUCAGGACUGUGAAAGGAGAGGCAGACAAGUCUUGUUUGAUUCUAAAGCUGUUCAAAAGAUCGAAGAGGUGGCAGCUCAGAAAACAGAGGAUGUCCCUGUUAAGAUGUCAGCCAAGUGCUGUCCAGGAGGCAGCAGUGGCAGUAACUCAUCUCAUACCUCUUCUGGGGGAUCUUUACACCAUGCCAAGGAGCAGCUUCCAAAGUACCAGUACACAAGACCAGCUUCUGAUGUCAACAUGUUAGGGGAAAUGAUGUUUGGCUCAGUUGCAAUGAGUUACAAAGGCUCCACUUUAAAGAUACACUACAUACGUUCUCCUCCACAACUGAUGAUUAGUAAGGUCUUCUCUGCUAGGAUGGGCAGCUUCUGUGGAAGUACAAAUAAUUUGCAAGACAGCUUUGAAUACAUCAACCAAGAUCCUAAUUUGGGAAAACUGAACACGAGUCAGAAUAGUUUGGGCCCUUGUCGUGCUGGAAGUAACCUAGCACACAGCACACCAGUUGACAUGCCAAGCAGAGGACAGAAUGAAGACAGAGACAGUGGCAUAGCUCGAUCAGCCUCACUAAGCAGUCUUUUGAUUACGCCUUUCCCAUCUCCAAGCUCCUCUACUUCCUCUUCCAGCAGUUAUCAGCGCCGCUGGCUUCGAAGUCAGACAACAAGUUUGGAGAAUGGCAUCAUUCCAAGGAGGACAACUGAUGAGACAUUCAGCUUGGCUGAAGAAACCUGUAGUUCCAAUCCAGCUAUGGUUAGAAGGAAGAAAAUUGCCAUCAGCAUCAUCUUUUCCCUGUGUGAGAAAGAGGAAGCACAAAAGAACUUCCAGGACUUCUUCUUUUCUCAUUUUCCCUUGUUUGAAUCUCACAUGAACAGACUGAAGAGUGCAAUUGAAAAGGCCAUGAUCUCCUGUAGGAAAAUAGCAGAGUCGAGUCUCCGAGUCCAGUUUUACGUCGGCCGUCUGAUGGAAGCUCUGAGAGACUUCAGGGACACUAUAUGGAACUUAUAUUCUGUUCCAAGGAUAGCUGAACCUGUAUGGCUUAGCAUGAUGUCCAGCACGUUGGAGAAAACCCAGCUCUGCCAGCGCUUUCUCAAGGAGUUUACGCUUCUGAUAGAACAGAUCAACAAAAACCAGUUUUUUGCUGCCUUACUGACUGCAGUGUUAACCUACCAUCUGGCCUGGGUGCCAACUGUCAUGCCUGUGGAUCACCCUCCCAUUAGAGCCUUCUCAGAGAAACGCACCUCUCAGUCAGUGAACAUGCUGGCCAAAACACAUCCGUAUAAUCCUCUCUGGGCGCAGCUGGGUGAUCUUUAUGGAGCCAUCGGCUCUCCAGUGAGGCUGACUCGCACCGUGGUGGUAGGGAAGCAGAAGGACUUAGUCCAGCGCAUACUUUAUGUCUUGACCUACUUUCUCCGUUGCUCUGAGCUACAAGAGAACCAGCUGAACUGGAGUGGGAAUCACAGUGAAGGUGACCAGAUCUUAAAUGGGAGCAAGAUCAUAACAGCCUUGGAGAAGGGUGAGGUGGAGGAGUCUGAGUAUGUGGUUGUGACAGUGCGGAGCGAGCCUGCUCUCGUACCCCCGAUCCUACCACUAACUGCGGCUGAGAAAAGGAACCCCCAUCCCGCAGGCUCAACUGAGACCCCAGAGGACAUUGACAUGAGAGACCUAGGUCCCAGACCUGACAGAGAAGGAAGCAGCAGGCCAGAACAGAGUUCUGAGGCUGGCAGCGUGCGAUACCAGGAGCCAGCACUGGAGAGUUCUUGGAAACCUCAGGGCACAUUUGGAGAGACUGAAGAAAGUAGAAAAGAGGUACCCCAAGGUUGUUCUUCAAGAUUCUCCAGCUGUGAAGUUCUGGGGACAGAAAUAAAGGUCAACCAACAAACUGUCAGUGAGCCGUGGAAAGUGGAGAUACCCAAGAGACUGCCAGACCGCUCGGUGGCCUGGCCUUGCCCCAGCAGGCAUUUCCGGGAGAAGUUUCCCUUAGAAAAGGUGACCUUCCAGAUCGGAAGCUCCGUGUCUCCUGAGUCUGACUUUGAAAGCCGCUCAAGGAGAAUGGAGGAACGGGUAAAGGCCUGUAGGCAAGACCCAGGGUCAGCCAGCAGUCCCUCAGCCAAGUCCAGGGUGCCCAGGGACUUGGCUCAGGACCAGCAGGUUUCCAGGUGCUCCUUCGAGCCUGGCUUCCGGGAGGAUGCCUGCCGUCCUCAGCCUCAAUCUUCCGAGGGGGAUGGAGGUGAGUCCGACAGGGGUUUUGCGGAGGACAGAGGUAUCAGGACCGACACGGUGGCAGAUGCUGCCGAGCAGCACCACCACAUUACUGACUCAUGUGCAGCUCCCAACAGUGGGGCGGGGGUCCGGGGGAGCACACUGGAGAGAGCCAGGGGACAGUGCUGGCAGGAGGUGGAAGGACUUUCACUAGCACCUGUUCCAGCCAGGUGUGUCCAGCGGGACUCUGGCCAGGUGCCUGUUGCUGAUGUCCCCUGUGGGGAUGCCGACAAGAGGGCCGACUGCAGGAUGCAGGGAGACAUCCCCCGGAAUGAGAGCUCAGACAGCGCUCUUGGGGACAGUGAUGAUGAGACCUGUGCUUCAGCCAUGCUGGAUGUAGGUCUUGGCAUGGAAGCGUCCUUGGAAGUGGAGCUGCCUCUGCCCAGGUCUCAGAGCAUCAGCACUCAGAAUGUACGAAACUUUGGCCGCUCGCUACUGGCGGGCUAUUGCUCCACAUACAUGCCUGACCUCGUGCUCCAUGGGACUGGCAGUGAUGAGAAGUUGAAGCAGUGCCUGGCAGCUGACCUGGUCCACACAGUGCAUCAUCCAGUGCUGGACGAGCCAAUAGCUGAAGCCGUCUGUAUUAUUGCAGACACGGACAAGUGGAGCGUCCAGGUAGCCACGAGUCAGAGGAAGGUGAUGGACAGCACAAAGCUAGGCCAGGACGUUCUAGUCUCUAGCCAGGUGUCCAGUUUACUUCAGUCCAUUUUACAGCUCUAUAAGCUUCAUCUCCCUGCUGAUUUUUGCAUCAUGCAUCUUGAAGACAGACUACAGGAGAUGUACCUGAAGAGUAAGAUGCUGUCUGAAUAUCUUCGGGGACACACACGAGUUCAUGUGAAAGAAUUAGGUGUUGUGCUGGGGAUUGAGUCUAAUGACCUGCCUCUGCUGACUGCUAUUGCCAGUACUCAUUCUCCGUACGUGGCUCAAAUACUCUUAUAAGCUAAAUCUCAGGACAGCUCUUCCUUGGAAGAAAAAAAAUCAAAUUCUCAACUGAGGGAGAAAAGAAUAAGCUCUCUGUGAUGUCAAAAGCAAAAGAAGAGCAAACAGAAACUGUCAUUCCACCUAUUUGUUUUGUGUUUUUGCUUUCAAGUGGAUGCUUCAUUGGAAGACUUAGGUUUACUUGACACAAUGGCAUUUGUGAUUGUCAUGAACUCCUUAGGCCUUUUGUUACCCAUGAAUCAACAGAGAGAGUGACCUUUGGGUAGGAGGAAACAUAAGCACUGCACUAAACACUAAGCUAUUGCUACACAUUGCCUGUGCUGUUUGGGCAGAGUCAGGACAAGUGACCUUGAAGCAGAGAGGUCAACAGUGUGCAUACAUUCCAGUAGGAAACUGUCUCAGCACAGGCUCCCCAAACUGGAGAAAACAUAUUUUGCUAUUCUAAGAAGACAGAGCAGGGACUUUGGCUCCCAGGUCGGAAUUUGCUUUUUUACACGAGGUGAACUGAAGAAAGCCACACUGUGCCAUCUUCAGCUUCAGUGGCUUCGCAGUUACUGUUUGACAUGAAACACGUAAGAGGAUUGCCUGUUGGGAAGAGAGUGUGUUAGGGACCCACUGUUUCAUUUCUUGGAGUUUACCUUGUUUCACUUGCAGUCACAGGUAGGUCAGAGAUGGCUUGUUUGUGCAAUAAACCCAAGAAUCAAUGUAGCCUCUUGAUCCCAUCAAGACAUAGUUUGUAGCAGCGGAGUGCACAGUCUGAAACCAUGUGUUUUAUCCUCACAGUUCAGAGCUUUCAGCAGCCUUCUCAAGAGAGGCCAUUUACCAAAGUAAUUUCUAUAAGCUCAAGAGUGUUUCUGUUGGUAAGUUCUUCCAGCUGAAGCCACCUUCUUACUAGAGUUAAUACAAAUGACUAUUUAUACUUUAAGAGUCGCAGUGUCCUGGUGGGAAAUGAAACCUGCAACAGUUCAGGUUGGCUAAUGAAAGUGAUGAGUUGGAACAUUCAGAAACUGUUCAUACACAAUCUGUCUUUACAUUGUCAUCUCUGUGCCUUCUAAUCCCUACAUCCUUUUCAAAACAUCUUUCCAGAAAUUAACCCAUCGUAUAAAACUUACCAAAAUAAAUUAUUAGCCAAGAUCAUUUUCCAAAAAAAACCCUUAAUUUUCUGUUAAAAGAACUUUACUAACCAUGAAACAGUCUAUGUACUGACAUCCAGGAUAAAGGGAAAGACUUUUAAAAACUGGUUGUUACAUGACGGGCACUAAUCUGGUGGAGCAGAACACUGUUAGUACUUUGCAGGUUUCGAGUGCAGUUAAUUAUAACCAGGCUCCAUUCUCCUUUCACUGCUUUAUCAAUUCCAGUCCUUUCCAUGUGUCCUCUGUAUCUAAGAACAUAAAGUAACUUCCCUCUUAAGGAUUCAAAUGACUUUAAAUUUUAUAUUUGAUAAAGUCCUGACUUGAAACACCAAGUUAUAUUUCUUUAUUCUUUUACAAAUGCAAGUUAAUGAUUUGUUUGAAAGAGUAUACCAGCAGCACCGAUGGGAGAAAAAUCAGUGUAUUAUUUCUUCAGGAUAAUUUCUAGGAAUAGGUUAGAAUUGCUGCCUUUCCUGCCGGUUUUUUUUUUUUUUUUUUGGAGUCAGA
Carlito syrichta (Philippine tarsier) is the source of this 5051-nucleotide messenger RNA. It is a transcript of the gene FNIP2, whose product is annotated as folliculin interacting protein 2. Gene Ontology annotation, cellular component: cytoplasm. The coding region runs from base 1 to 3414 and encodes 1137 amino acids. The transcript has 17 exons. The record is from RefSeq and is a predicted model, not a curated record. NCBI's taxonomy places the organism in Eukaryota, Metazoa, Chordata, Mammalia, Primates, Tarsiidae. Gene Ontology annotation, molecular function: protein-folding chaperone binding; ATPase inhibitor activity.